Gadus morhua (Atlantic cod) is the source of this 2695-nucleotide messenger RNA. RefSeq names its product heat shock cognate 71 kDa protein-like. NCBI's taxonomy places the organism in Eukaryota, Metazoa, Chordata, Actinopteri, Gadiformes, Gadidae. Gene Ontology annotation, molecular function: ATP binding; ATP-dependent protein folding chaperone. The record is from RefSeq and is a predicted model, not a curated record.
AUCUCAUGGCACAGGGCAUGCCAUAUGCAGAUCUGACUGUAGGCCAGUUUCACCCUGUUGGAAUAUUCUGGAAGACCUCUUUUCUUUUUUUCUACUGCAAUCCUAUUGGCUCAAAGACAUCCGGAAGGUUUUGACUCGCCGGCAUUUUACUGUCCUCAUUCAGUCUGCAGCAGAAAGAGUGAGCAUCACCUGACAAACCUUCCUUCAGAAAAGCCAUGUCCAAGGGAACGGCAGUCGGGAUCGAUCUCGGGACCACCUACUCCUGUGUAGGUGUGUUCCAGCAUGGCAAAGUGGAGAUCAUUGCCAACGACCAGGGCAACAGGACCACUCCCAGCUACGUGGCCUUUACCGAUUCUGAGAGGCUCAUCGGAGAUGCUGCCAAGAAUCAGGUUGCCAUGAACCCAACAAACACAGUCUUCGAUGCCAAGCGGUUGAUCGGGAGGCGAUUUGAGGACACUGUGGUGCAGUCUGAUAUGAAACACUGGCCAUUCAAUGUCAUCAGCGAUAGUGGACGCCCAAAAGUAGAGGUUGAUUACAAGGGGGAGACCAAAAGCUUUUACCCCGAGGAGAUCUCAUCCAUGGUGUUAGUGAAAAUGAAGGAGAUCGCUGAGGCUUAUCUUGGAAAGACUGUGUCCAAUGCCGUCGUCACAGUACCCGCGUACUUCAAUGACUCUCAGCGUCAAGCAACCAAAGACGCCGGAACCAUCUCUGGUUUAAACGUACUGCGAAUCAUUAAUGAGCCCACUGCAGCUGCUAUUGCAUAUGGUCUGGACAAGAAGGUUGGGUCAGAGAGGAACGUCCUCAUCUUCGAUCUCGGUGGCGGUACCUUCGACGUGUCCAUCUUGACCAUUGAAGAUGGUAUCUUUGAGGUCAAGUCCACCGCUGGUGACACUCAUCUUGGUGGGGAAGAUUUCGACAACCGCAUGGUGAACCACUUCAUCGCAGAGUUCAAGCGCAAGUACAAGAAGGACAUCAGUGACAACAAGAGGGCUGUCCGUCGUCUGCGCACCGCUUGCGAGAGGGCAAAGCGCACGCUCUCCUCCAGCACCCAGGCCAGCAUCGAGAUCGACUCCCUGUACGAGGGAGUCGACUUCUACACCUCCAUCACCAGGGCCCGCUUUGAGGAGCUCAAUGCUGACCUCUUCCGUGGCACCCUGGACCCAGUCGAGAAGUCUCUCCGUGACGCCAAGAUGGACAAGGCUCAGGUCCAUGACAUCGUCCUGGUUGGUGGUUCCACUCGUAUCCCAAAGAUCCAGAAGCUGCUGCAAGACUUUUUCAAUGGCAAGGAGCUCAACAAGAGCAUCAACCCUGAUGAAGCUGUGGCCUAUGGCGCUGCUGUGCAGGCGGCCAUCCUCUCUGGGGAUAAGUCUGAGAAUGUCCAGGAUCUGCUCCUUCUCGACGUUACUCCUCUGUCUCUGGGUAUUGAGACCGCUGGCGGUGUCAUGACUGUCCUGAUCAAGCGUAACACCACCAUCCCCACCAAGCAGACUCAGACCUUCACCACAUACUCUGACAACCAGCCCGGUGUGCUCAUCCAGGUCUACGAAGGUGAGCGUGCCAUGACCAAGGACAACAACCUUCUGGGCAAGUUUGAGCUGACGGGCAUCCCUCCCGCUCCUCGUGGUGUUCCUCAGAUCGAGGUCACGUUUGACAUUGAUGCCAACGGCAUCCUCAAUGUUUCGGCCGUCGACAAGAGCACCGGCAAGGAAAACAAGAUCACCAUCACCAACGACAAAGGUCGCCUGAGCAAGGAAGACAUUGAGCGCAUGGUGCAGGAGGCUGAGAAAUACAAAAACGAAGAUGAUGUCCAGCGUGACAAGGUCUCCUCCAAGAACUCUCUGGAGUCGUACGCCUUCAACAUGAAGUCCACCGUGGAGGAUGAGAAGCUUGCGGGCAAGAUCAGCGAUGAGGACAAGCAGAAGAUCAUGGACAAAUGUAAUGAAAUCAUUGGCUGGCUUGACAAGAACCAGACGGCCGAGAAGGAAGAGUAUGAGCACCAGCAACAGGAGCUGGAGAAGGUCUGCAACCCCAUCAUCACCAAGCUGUACCAGAGUGCUGGGGGUAUGCCCGGAGCAUGCCCGGUGGUAUGCCUGGUGGGAUGCCCGGUGGAAUGCCAGGAGGCUUCCCAGGUGCUGGUGGCGCCCCCUCUGGUGGUGGAUCCUCUGGCCCGACUAUUGAGGAAGUCGAUUAAAUACAGUAUCUGUACCUAACUUUGCUUCCCUAUGGCAGUGGUUCCCAGUGUCGUCCGUCUGUCCGUCCAUCCCCCCCCCCCCUCACAUAUGAUGGUAAACACAUCAAAUGACUUUCCUACCCCUUAGGAGUUUGUGAUGCAGAAGAUGUUUACAAAGUGAAGUAAUGAACCACAGUAUGCUGCUAUUCUACUGUAUAUUUUGGAUGGACAUUUAUUUAUUUAUAUACAUUUACAAUUAUGAUUUGACAAAUCAAAAAGGCUGCACUAGCUCAAGGUCACGCACGCAGAGGUUCAACCCUUUCCCUCGGCCCCAGAUUGGGAACCACUGCCCUCAAGUAACCAAAGCAUGAACCCUACCCCCCUAACCCUGUCUGCAAGCCAAGGCUGGUCACUGGCUAAUCAUGAGGAACUGGAUAUAGUUGGUAUGUUUGAAUAUCUCAUGAUGGAACCGUUUCCUGUAUAGUUUGAGUGCUGAUGAGUAAAAGCAUUACUGUAUCACAAGUA